Molecule: messenger RNA, 4801 nt
Organism: Polypterus senegalus (gray bichir)
Lineage: Eukaryota; Metazoa; Chordata; Cladistia; Polypteriformes; Polypteridae
Gene: wdr17
Product: WD repeat domain 17
Exons: 30
Coding region: 92-3967 (1291 amino acids)
Molecular function (GO): protein binding
Source: RefSeq, a predicted model, not a curated record
CGGGCGCACGCGCUCUGAUUUGCAUGCCAUUUUUCCUGUUUCAGCACCACUCCGCUGUCCGCGGCCGGAGGUUCCGACGAAGCAGACCACAAUGUCCCAGGUGAAGCAAGUCGGUCUACUGGCUGCGGGCUGCCAACCUUGGAACAAAGAUGUCUGUGCUGCUAGUGGUGAUCGAUUUGCCUACUGUGCCACCCUGGCGAUUUAUGUCUACCAGCGUGACCACAGGUACAAUGAGUUUAAGCUCCAUGCCAUCAUGUCUGAGCACAAGAAGACAAUCACUGCCAUUUCAUGGUGCCCACAUAAUGCUGACGUGUUUGCCAGUGCCAGUGCUGACAAUCUUCUCAUUGUCUGGAACGUGGCAGAGCAGAAAGUGGUGGCCCGACUGGACAACACCAAAGGUAUUCCGGCCUCACUGAGCUGGUGCUGGAACUCGGGGGACGCCGUGGCGUUUGUGUCUCAUCGCGGCCCCCUGUACAUUUGGACGGUAUCAGGACCGGACUCGGGGGUGGCCGUGCACAAGGAGGCUCACAGCUUCUUGUCUGACAUCUGUCUGUUCAGGUGGCACCCAAAGAAGAAAGGCAAGGUGGUGUUUGGGCACACGGAUGGGAGUCUGUCUGUCUUUCAGCCGGGCUCCAAAUGUCAGAAACACGUGCUGAGGCCGGAAUCCUUAGAGGGCACUGACGAAGAAGACCCUGUAACGGCCCUUGAGUGGGACCCCCUGUCCACGGAUUACCUGCUGGUGGCCAACCUGCACAAUGGCAUCCGCCUGGUGGACUCGGAGUCGCUGUCCUGCAUCACCACCUUCAGCUUCCCGAGCGCGGCGGCGUCCGUGCAGUGCCUGGCAUGGGUCCCAAGUGCCCCCGGCAUGUUCAUCACUGGAGAUUCACAGGUUGGCGUGCUGCGAGUUUGGAACGUCUCGAGAACAACGCCGAUCGACAACUUCAAACUGAAGAAGACGGGCUUUCAUGCCUUGCACGUGCUCAACUCGCUGCCACAGAAGAAGGCUUUCCUGGCACACUCGCCAACCAAAAACCACUACACGUCGUCCACGAGCGAGGCGGUGCCACCACCCACACUGUCUCAGAAUCAGGCUUUCUCCCUGCCGCCUGGGCACGCGGUCUGCUGCUUCAUGGAUGGUGGCGUGGGGCUCUAUGACAUGGGAGCCAAGAAGUGGGACUUCCUUCGAGAUCUGGGUCACGUGGAGACCAUUUUUGACUGCAAGUUCAAGCCCGAUGACCCCAACCUGCUGGCCACGGCCUCCUUUGAUGGAACCAUAAAAGUGUGGGACAUCAACACCCUCACGGCCGUCUACACCUCGCCGGGCAACGAGGGCGUCAUCUACUCGCUGUCCUGGGCCCCAGGAGACUUGAACUGCAUCGCCGGGGCGACGUCUCGAAAUGGUGCAUUCAUAUGGGAUGUCAAGAAGGGGAAGAUGAUCACGAGGUUCAAUGAGCAUGGAAAGAAUGGCAUCUUCUGCAUCGCGUGGAGUCACAAGGACUCGAAACGGAUUGCCACCUGCAGCGGGGACGGCUUCUGCAUCAUACGAACGAUCGACGGGAAGAUGCUGCACAAGUACAAACACCCGGCGGCAGUUUUUGGGUGCGACUGGAGCCAGAAUAAUAAAGACAUGAUCGCCACGGGCUGCGAGGAUAAGAACGUGCGCGUCUACUACCUGGCCACCAGCUCGGAGCAGCCCUUGAAGGUCUUCACUGGCCACACCGCCAAGGUGUUCCACGUCCGCUGGUCCCCACUGAGGGAGGGCAUCCUCUGCAGCGGCUCUGAUGAUGGGACUGUCCGCAUUUGGGACUACACGCAGGACGCCUGCAUAAACGUUCUCAGCGGGCACACGGCUCCGGUCAGAGGCCUGCUGUGGAACACCGAGAUUCCGUACCUGCUCAUCUCGGGCAGCUGGGACUACACGAUCCGCGUGUGGGACACCAGAGAUGGCAGCAGCCUGGACACGGUGUAUGACCACGGCGCCGACGUGUACGGUCUUACGUGCCACCCCAGCCGACCCUUCACGAUGGCGUCCUGCUCCCGGGAUUCCACGGUGCGGCUCUGGUCGCUGACGCCACUCAUCGCUCCGCUGCAGAUCAACAUUUUAGUCGACCGCGUUUGGGAAGAAAUCAUCGGAAACACAGAUCGAGCGAUGGCCCCAGGAGCCCCACCUCUCCUCUGUGGAAAAGUGUCCCGGGACAUCAAGCAGGAGCUGGACAAGCUGGCCAGCGACGUGCACACCAAGAAGCUGCGCUGGUUUUCUGAGUGCCUGUCGCCACCAGGGGGCAGUAAGAACCUGUGGGACCUGGCGGCCGUGAUGAAAGGCCAGGAUGACAGUCUGCUCCCCCUCAACUACUGCAAGGGCAUCAUGCACAUGCGCCACCUGGUGAGGUUCAAAACGUCCGAGGCCCAGGAGCUGACCAUCGUCAAGAUGUCCAAGUUUGGCGGGGGCAUCGGCGCGCCCAGCAAGGAGGAGAGACUCAAGGAGGCGGCCGAGAUCCACCUGCGGCUGGGCCAGAUUCAGAGGUACUGUGAGCUCAUGGUGGAGCUGGGCGAGUGGGAUAAGGCGUUGUCCGUGGCGCCCGGCGUGUCCAUGAAGUACUGGAGGAAACUCAUGCAGAGGAGAGCCGAGCAGCUGAUUCAAGAGGAAAGUGACGCCGUCAUCCCCUACUGCAUUGCCACUGGUGACGUCAAGACAUUGGUGACCUUCUUCACCUCGAGGGGACAGCUGAGGGAAGCCCUGCUUGUGGCACAGGCGGCAUGUGAAGGAAACAUCCAGGUGCCACAGAUCUCAUCCAUGAGCAGCUCCCCUGGGGCUGAAGCUGGCAGCCUAGAAAGCUACAACGGGCUGCUGCAGCAGGUCAGCACAGAGCUCGCCGAGUGCCACUUCCAGGACGGGCAGGCAGUGCUUGCUGCGUGCUGCCACCUAGCGGUAGAUAACAUCGAGCUGGCAUUGGCUAGUUUGAUCCGUGGCAACGAGCUGGAACUGGCCGUCUACGUGGGCACCGUGCUGGAUGAAGAAGCUAAGCCUGCCACUCACUACGUCCUCGAGCUGCUGGCCAGGAAAUACAUGAGCACAGCCACCUGCUUUCCGUCUGUGGGAUUCAGGGAUUUGGCUGCUGAUUUAAUACUAAAGAUCCCCGAAAACGAAGUCCUCCUGGCCAAGCUGUGUGCCUUUUACCCAGGGAGCUCUGCCGAGAUCAACGAGCUUCGGGACAGAUGCCACCUGCCACAUUUAGAAGACUGUGCCCCCUUGGCAGAGAGUGCAUAUCAAGAAGGUGACAUCUUCCAGGCCGUGAAGUUUCACCUGCUGAGUUCAGAGCCUGAAAAGGCACUUCCAGUUGGCAUCCAGUUUGUUGAAGAACAGAUCGGCAGCUCUGACUGGACCAUCGAUUCUGCCCACCCUGUUCUGGACCUCCUGAGUUACAUUCGGACCGACCGGCUGAUGCUUCACAAGUGCAGCGAGCAUCGCAAUGAGCUGCUCAUCUUGUGUGGCUACAUUGGCGCCCUGCUGGCCAUAAGGAGGCACUACUGCAGCAUUGUGCCAGCACUUUACGAGUACACCAGUCAGCUGCUCAAGAGGCGCGAGGUGUCCGUGCCUUUACAGAUCGAGCAACUGUCGGCCGAGCUGGACGCAUGGAGGGCCUGCACGCCGUCUGCCACCAAGCCCCUAGAGGAGGCGCCAUACGGCUCGCCAACAGAGGCGCAGCAGCAGCUCUACGAGGUCCUACUGCAGCGGAUCAAGGAGGAGCCCCUCAGGGGAAUGACUGGCAUGGACUACGUCACAGGCUCCAACCUGCCCAGCCACUCGGACGUGCACGUCUCCUGUCUCACCGGCCAGCGCAUACAGGGUCCCGUGUUUUUUCUGGAAGACGGAAAAUCUGCAAUUUCCUUGAACGAUGCCUUGAUGUGGGCCAAGGUGAACCCCUUCUCACCGCUGGGCACAGGCAUUCGCUUGAACCCCUUCUGAAGGAAGAAUUGGCUCCUUAGCAUCUGCAUCUCAUAAUUAGUGACAUGCAUUAAUGCAGAAGUAGGGCAGCAUUAGGGCGAGUCGCCAUGACUGGGCGCAGCCAGCGCGUGGGACAUUGGCAUUUCCACAAAACCUCCCGCCGGUCUCAGCCAAGCAGCUGGCGCGCGUCGCAGUGAGGUUUUGCAAGAUCUGGCAAAUGAGUGAAGCGGAAGACGUUUCCUCCGACGGCCGUUUUUUAAACAAUCGGCUGCUGCAUAUUUGAUACCCGGAUGCGCCGCGUGACGUUUUGUACCCACCUGGCGUCUUCUUCAUCAGCAGCUUUGUAGCACAAAAGGACAACCGGCUCGAUUUGUAGGAUCGUAUAACGGAAGAGUAGAGUGUAGUCGAACCCUCAUGGUGAGAGAUGGGCUGAGAAAAGCACAAGAGAAGACGGGCAGCUGGCUGGCACAGUGCCAGUUGGCAGCUCUGGUGGUGGGCUUUUCUGUUUCUCACAAGACCGUCCUUCUCCCACAAGAGGCCUAGAGGUGCUAGCUGGGCACACGACCUGUCGAUGGCAUGCUCACUUUCUGCACGCGGUGUGGGAGGAGUGACAAGCGGAGCGUGGCGUCACGGGCGAGAGAGGUGCCAGCUGUCCUGUGCCCCUUCACCUGCAUCGCUCAGCGUGUGCCUCGUGGCGAGUCUGUUUGCACACGUGAGUGUGUGUGUGUGUGUGCGUGCGUGCGCAUGUCGCCCCCUGGUGGCCCUCCUCCUCCUCCUCCUCCUCCUCUCUGGACGUGUCCUUUCCAGGCUCAUCUUAGGUCAUCCAUGUGAUUAAACAGCACUUGUCCAACUGCA